AAGUUUUUAAAAAUUCAUUUAAUGAUCUUAGCUGUAAUGUUUACUUUGGGAUCUAAAAUUCUGACUCAUAAUUUCUAACUGGGCUUCCAUAAUUUAUACUGAGGCACUCACUGAACUUUACUGUUACAUUUUCUUUUGGGAAUCCCAUAAAGACCAAUCAGGCCUUCAGCAGUGUAUGUAAGCGAGAAAGCACGCGCGCGCGCGCACACACGCACGGUAGCGGCUGCAGGCUGCAUCCUUCCUCUCCAGCAGCUUCUUGUUUGCACGGAGCUGCAUCUCACUGAACGCGGCUUCUGCAGCCUCCGACGGCCACGCAUGCAACGGUGCAACGGCGGUUGAUCGAUUCCUGUAUCGGAAAAUAAUCCAUAGCCGCAUGGUGACGUCACGCCGCUGAUCGGUAAUAGUGGCUGGGCGGGUUGGUUGGUGGGCGGGUGGUUGGGUGCCGCGCGGACGACAGGGGUAGAUGGGUGCAUUGAAACCUCACACCGGAUAAAAAAAAAAGAGAAAAUACUCUCAGUUAGAAUAUAUUGCACGAGGAGUGUGUGGUCGUGCACGGAACUGUUUGCUGUUUGUUUUGUUUAUUUGUCGCGUGGGAAAUGUAGUAGCUGUCACGGUCGCCUGUAGGAGGAGGAUGGAUGCGUAACAGGACGGAUCGAGCCAGCUGUGGCCUGCUUCUAACAGCAACAUCUGGCCGGGUCAGAGAGGGCGCCUCAGCAGCCAGCCGGCUCUGGACUAUAUCGGGGAGGUGGAGGCGAUGGAGGAGGGGGACGCAGAGGGGGAAGGGCCCAUGGCGGUCAGAGAGGGGCCGAGUGAUCGUGGCCUCCUGCCGGAUGCCAGCACCACCACCACCAACAACCUCCUGGCUUCUGUCAAAGAGCAGGAGCUCCAGUUUGAGCGGCUGACUCGGGAGCUGGAGGAGGAGCGGCAGAUCGUGGCGAGCCAGCUGGAGAGGUGCAUGCUGGGAGCAGAGUCGCCGGGGGGAGACAGUAGCAGCUCAUCUGAGAAGUCGUUUGCAUGGAGAUCUGCAGAUGCUUCGGCAGGCGGAGAGUCGCAGGGCGGAGUCAUGGAGGCGUCUGGUCGCCACCUGGAGGCGGAGGAGGGACUCUACCUGCCUGAACCGGACCGCGCCUCCCUGCAUGACAGUGAGGGCUCAGGAGGUCACUCAGCUCAGAUGACUUCAUAUUCAGACAGCGGCUACCAGGACAGCAGCAUUAGUUAUUACAGCAACCAGAAUGUGGUGCGUUCAGAGCCCCGGGCCUCGAUAUCGAGAAGCCCAAGAGCUGAGGGUCAAGCUUCUGGGCAGGCCUCUAGCCGGGUGUUACGGAGGAUGGCCUCUCUCCCCUCCAGGAGCCAGUCUCCUGGCUGCGGCACCGCCGGCACUGUCUCUCCCUCCCGCAUCUCCCUGCGGACAUCCCAAGGCAGCACCUACGACUCACCCAUCCUCUCUGAGCCCAAACCUCUAGCGGCCGUGUUCCCCGGCACCACCAUGCCGCCCUCCUGCCCGUCACCGACCUCGCCGACCGGCGGCACACAGGCUCUGGGUGGUGGGGGAGUUGGGUUAGGAGGAGGAGGAGGUGGGCGGCUGGGCUCCACCCUCUCUCUGGUGGAGGGGAGGGGUUUGACGGGGUCACCGCUGCGUUCGGGGAUGACGGCGGUGCCGCAGCACUACGGCUCCACACUGCCCAGGCAGAGCCAGCCGCUGGCCUACGGAGCUGAUCCAUAUGGCCUGUACCAGAGGAGCGCACUGCCCCGCCCCGACAGCCUCAUAGGGCUCCACAGCUCCUACGCCAGUCAUGCGGGGCAGAUAGAUCCAGAGCUGAGGGCAGCGUUGUCUCCAGACUGCCACAUGACGCCCGUUUUUGAUGAACGCUCCUUCCACAGCCCCCUGUACCACAGCCCCACCCACGACCCCCAGGGCUCCCUCUACAGGACAAACACAGGUAUGGGGACUCUCCCUCGGACCACAAGCCAUUGCGGCACGCUGCCGUACCAAAGAAGCAGCUACGGGCUGAGCUCUGCAGCUCUGUACGUCGACUCCUACAGGGUCUCCGGUGAACCCGUCUACUCCCACCGGCACUCGGGACUGGUGGACCGGGUCGCUACACGCACCCCGUCCAUCGAGAGCAUACACAAGGACCCCAGGGAGUUUGCUUGGCGUGACCCCGAGCUGCCGGAGGUCAUCCACAUGCUGCAGCAUCACUUCCCCUCCGUCCAGGCCAAUGCAGCCGCCUACCUGCAGCACCUGUGCUAUGGAGACAACAGGGUCAAGGUGGAGGUGUGUCACCUGGGUGGGAUCCAGCACCUGGUAGACCUGCUAGAUCACAAGGUCUCAGAGGUUCAGAAGAGCGCCUGCGGGGCCCUGAGGAACCUGGUUUACGGCAAGGCCACGGACAACAACAAGGUUGCGCUGAGGAAUUGCGGCGGCGUGCCGGCCCUGCUACGCCUCCUCAGGAAAACAACCGACAACGAAGUUCGUGAGCUGGUCACUGGCGUCCUGUGGAACCUCUCCUCGUGCGACGCGGUGAAGAUGACCAUCAUCCGCGACGCUCUGACCACACUGACCAACACGGUCGUCAUCCCCCACUCAGGCUGGAGCAGCACCUCACACCGCGAUGAACACAAAGUCAAGUUCCAGUCCUCCCUGCUGCUGCGCAACACCACCGGCUGUCUGAGGAACCUGAGCUCAGCAGGGGAGGAGGCGAGGAGUCAGCUGCGUUGCUGUGAAGGUCUGGUCGACUCGCUGCUCCACGUCCUCAAAGCCUGCGUCAACACCUCCGACUACGACAGCAAGAUCGUGGAGAACAGCGUCUGCACCCUGAGGAACCUGUCGUACCGGCUGGAGGUGGAGAUGCCCUCCUCUCGUCUCCUCAGCAACCAGGAGCUGGACACCCUGCUGGGCUUCUCCUUUCCAGCCAAGGAGCUGGACUACCUCUGCUGGGGCAAGAGGAGGCGUGGCAGGAAGCGUGGCGGCUGGCCCGACGAAAAGUGGGACGACGUCGGGCAGAUCCCAGGUUUCUCUCAGCCUCUGAGAGGAGCGGAGCUGCUGUGGCACCCGAUGGUGGUGAAGCCGUACCUCAACCUGCUGGCUGAAAGCUCCAACCCCGCCACGCUGGAGGGUGCUGCCGGGUCACUGCAAAACCUCUCUGCUGGAAACUGGAAGUUCUCUGCCUACAUCCGAGCGGCAGUGCGUAAGGAGAAAGGUCUGCCCAUCCUGGUGGAGCUGCUGAGGAUGGACAACGACCGAGUCGUCUGCUCCGUCGCCACAGCUCUCCGCAACAUGGCGCUGGACAGCCGCAACAAGGAGCUGAUAGGAAAGUACGCCAUGCGGGAUCUGGUGAAUCGACUGCCAGGCAGCAGCCCGUCAGUGCUGUCGGACGACACGGUGGCGUCGGUCUGCUGCACGCUGCACGAGGUCACCAGCCGCAACAUGGAGAACGCCAAAGCUUUAGCUGACAGUGGGGGCAUCGAGAAGCUGGUGGACAUCAGCAAAGGACGAGGGAAAGGGUAUUCCAUGAAGGUUGUGAAGGCAGCAGCUCAGGUGUUGAACACACUGUGGCAGUACAGGGAGCUGAGGAGCCUCUACAAACAGGAUGGAUGGAACUACACCCACUUCAUCACCCCCGUCUCCACUCUGGAGCGAGAUCGCUACCGUUCGCAGCCGACCCUGCCCACCAGUCCUCUGCAGAUGUCCCCCGUCAUCCAAUCAGGUGGUAGUGCAACAUCCUCACCAGCGAUGCUCGGGAUAAGAGGACACAGUUCAAACUAUCAGAGGGCGCAGUCAUCUAUGCAACUCGACACCUAUUAUGGAGACAACAGUUUACACAAACGGCAGUACACAGGGUCUGAGAAGAAAACCCCAUAUUUCAUUGGGACAUAUUCUUCCCAGUCAGGAGAGGAUUUGAGAAGGUCCCAGCACCCAGAGCCAUUUUAUGACGAACCCGACAGGAAGAACUACAACAGCUACAGAAUGUACCUGUCGUCCCCACAAGGCUACGGAGAGGAGCAGUACGAGGACGAACCGGUCCACCUGACCCCGUCCUCCCCCGAAGGCUACGCCAACCAGUCGCUCCGAUUCAAAGCCAACACCAACUACGUGGACUUCUACUCCACCACACGGAGGCCUUCAAACAGGGCGAACAAGUUCACCGGCUCCCCUGACUCCUGGGUGUAGAUACAAAAUGGACACCGUGUAGGUCAAGCUUCGCAGUUUUGGCCAUCUGUUUCCGUGGGUGUUUGUGUGUGGGGAGUGCACGUGGGUGAGUGCGUUGUAUGGUUGUGUGAAAGGCUGAGGAUGCAUGUGAAUGUGUGCACAUUCUGUGUUGACACUGUACUGAAUGACCAGGGCUUGGUUUGCUACGUGCAGCUUUUGACUAAGUUAGAACAUGUGCUCAAUAAUGCAGAUAAAUACGAACUACUCCUUUAUUAUUGGCCUUUUUUUCCACACUAAAAAAAUAUUCUGUUAGAAAAAAAUUGGAGAUCUCAAGUUUAAAGCUUCUCUUCUCUUUAAAACUUCUCUUUAACAUGAUUCUGAAAUGACUGCCAGGUGGCCUAACAACCCAUGUGUGACCGUACAUGACCCUGCAGAGGUUGCAAGUGUGUGAAAACCAGGGGAGUGAAGUGGAGACGUUUCUCAGAUAAGAGGCAAGAAUCUAAAGUUAGUCUAAUUUCCUUUGAUGUUAGAUUUCAGCUAUGUCUGCAUUGUUAUGAACAUGGACUUUGCAUCUUUUCCACUGUAACUGAGCAGCACAAAGAUGGACAUAGUCAAAAGAUGCUGUUUGAGAAAACCCAGCCCUAACUUUGUCGUUUACCAGAGUGUUUGUUACCGUCAACUGAUUUCAUUUUUCUCUGCAGUAAAAGUGUGCAGUGUGUUGGCUUUAUAACAUAAAUAUCGUCUGCCAGCAUCAUCUUGAAUGCGAGAGAAAAAGAAGUUAUUGAGGCUGAGGAUUCUGUAAAAAAAAAAAGAAAAAAAAAGAAAGAAAAAAGAUCAGACCUGGGCCAAAUACUAUUUACCAGUAAUUCUUGGCACUUGCUGCAGUAAAUAAAACCACUACUGUUUUUAUCCAAACAGGAUAAAAGUCACUCUCAAAAUUAUUUUUAAAUAUUAUUUGACCAAGGUUUGGAGAAGAGAAGCUUAACUGAUGAGCAUCCUCACCCUUAGGAACCUUUAAAGACUCACAGAAAUCAGGGUUACACCGGUAACCCUUUGCUUUUCUGUAAUGUUGGCCAAAAGUGCAGUAUAUCAUAAAGUAUGUGAAAUAUGUGACAAAAACAUGUGAAAAUCUAUUUGUACAGAUACAAUGGUUUAACCGUCCUGUUACAUUGUUGUAUUCAAUAUGUAGAACUUUAUAUGUGAUUGUGUGGAGAAGAUUUUUCUAUUAUUUAUUGAUUAUUUUUAUUAAUUUACUUGUGACCUGACCAAAAUACCCCAUCUGUCUGUUCUGUCCAAAACCGAUGAUGAUGAUCAUGUGCAAUGUUACAGAGGGAAAUAUAUGUAUAGGGAUUAAAGAUUAUAUCAUGACGAUA
Messenger RNA from Lates calcarifer (barramundi perch), 5523 nucleotides. Its product is annotated as plakophilin-4. Bases 755 to 4171 code for a protein of 1138 amino acids. Gene Ontology annotation, biological process: cell-cell adhesion; cell-cell junction assembly. Gene Ontology annotation, cellular component: adherens junction; cytoplasm; nucleus. The transcript is spliced from 22 exons. The record is from RefSeq and is a predicted model, not a curated record. Gene Ontology annotation, molecular function: cadherin binding. Lineage: Eukaryota; Metazoa; Chordata; Actinopteri; Centropomidae.